Messenger RNA from Alexandromys fortis (reed vole), 5942 nucleotides. It is a transcript of the gene Acp3, whose product is annotated as acid phosphatase 3. Gene Ontology annotation, molecular function: acid phosphatase activity. Gene Ontology annotation, cellular component: lysosome; plasma membrane. The transcript is spliced from 12 exons. Gene Ontology annotation, biological process: lysosome organization; dephosphorylation. Bases 228 to 1475 code for a protein of 415 amino acids. The record is from RefSeq and is a predicted model, not a curated record. NCBI's taxonomy places the organism in Eukaryota, Metazoa, Chordata, Mammalia, Rodentia, Cricetidae.
ACACGUGGUGGGAGCAGGGAGCGGAGGAAGAGGAGCGAAGACUCUUCCCUGGGGAUUUUAACUGCAGUUGGAGAAGAGCCCUUUCUUCUUCCGUCACGAUCGGACAACUCCUAGUUGUUUGCCUUGGAAGCAGGUAGAGCUGGAGAAGUGAGUCUGCGGAUGAAUGAAAGGAGGCCUCUGGAGUGCAGCACCUCCUACUGCUGCCAGAAGCAGCUCUGUCCCCCACCAUGAGAGCUGUCCCUCUGCACCUGACCCGGACAGUAAGCCUUGGCUGCCUGCUCCUGCUUUCCCUCCUCCCAGACCAAGGCCAAGCCAAGGAGUUGAAGUUUGUAACGUUGGUAUUUCGGCAUGGAGACCGAAGUCCCAUCGAUACCUUUCCUAACGACCCCAUUAAGGAAUCCUCAUGGCCACAAGGAUUUGGUCAACUCACCCAGCGGGGCAUGGAACAGCAUUAUGAACUUGGAAGUUAUAUAAGGAGAAGAUACGGAAGAUUCUUGAACGAUUCCUAUAAACAUGACCAGGUUUAUAUUCGGAGCACAGAUGUUGACCGGACUUUGAUGAGUGCUAUGACAAACCUUGCAGCCCUGUUUCCCCCAGAGGGGAUCAGCAUCUGGAAUCCCAGCCUGCCCUGGCAGCCCAUCCCAGUGCACACAGUGGCUCUCUCUGAAGAUCGGUUGCUCUACCUGCCUUUCAGGGACUGCCCUCGUUUUCAAGAACUCAAGAGCGAGACUUUACAAUCUGAGGAAUUCCAGAAGAGGCUUCGCCCAUAUAAAAGCUUCAUAGAAACCUUGCCAUCGCUGUCAGGAUUCCCUGGCCAGGAUCUCUUUGGAAUUUGGAGUAAGGUUUACGACCCUUUGUAUUGUGAGAGUGUUCACAACUUCACCUUGCCCUCCUGGGCCACCGAGGAUGCCAUGACUAAGUUGAGAGAGUUAUCAGAAUUAUCUCUGCUAUCACUGUAUGGGAUUCACAAGCAGAAAGAAAAAUCUAGACUCCAGGGAGGUGUCCUGGUCGGUGAAAUCCUCAAGAACAUGAAGACUGCAACUCAGUCACAGAAGUACAGAAAAUUUGUCAUGUAUUCUGCACACGACACUACUGUGAGUGGCCUGCAGAUGGCGCUAGAUGUUUAUAAUGGACUUCUACCUCCCUAUGCGUCUUGCCACAUCAUGGAAUUGUACCAAGAAAAGGGGGGGCACUUCGUGGAGAUGUACUAUCGGAAUGAGACCCAGCACGAGCUCUACCCACUCACACUGCCUGGCUGCACCCACAGCUGCCCUCUGGAGAAGUUUACAGAGCUAGUGGAUCCCGUGAUCCCCCAGGACUGGUCCACGGAGUGUAUGGGCACAAGCAAUCACCAAGUCCUGAGGGUCAUCCUUGCCAUUACCUUUUGCCUGGUGUCUGGUAUCCUAGUGAUACUGCUGCUCACCCUCAUCCGCCACGGGCCCUGCUGGCAGAGAGAAGUCUAUCGGAACAUCUGAACAGACGGCUGACCUCCAGGGACAUCUCUCAGUGAGGUGGCACCUUCAGGGUGGGCUUCUGCCAUGUGGGCAUUGAGAGUUGAUGUGAACUCACUGCCACAGGGGCGAGUGCAGAGCUGGCAGGCUAGGUAGGUCUUCUGGCCACCGAGCUGCUCAAGGGCUACCACAGGACUCCUCUGCAAGAGCUCUCCUGGUCUUCUCUGUUCUCUCACACAGAGGUCCUGAGAGAAACAAGAAGCCAAAUUCUAGUUCAUCUUGUGCCUGCGAAGAGGAAGGGAGAGAAAAUAGGACCAAGACACAGGUUAGAGCAGAGUAGGUAAUCCGGAAUGUUAGACUAGAAGUGGAGAGUCCACAGGAAAGUGACUUAGUUAUUUACUAAACUUAACUCUUUCUCUCUUUCUUUCUCUCUCUCUCUCUCUCUCUCUCUCUCUCUCUCUCUCUCUCUCUCUCUCUCUCUCUCUCUCUCUCUCUCUCUCUCUCUGUCUGAAAAGCAAUUUAAAUCCAGUGUUUGAUAACUGGCAGACUUGUACCUGUACAUCUAACACACACAUACAUAUAUCCCUAUUCAAAAUGUCUUAGGUACGGCAUUUGACUCUCAGAAACUGUAAUGUCUUUCACUUUAAGCAUAGCUCGGGUUAUUUUCUCCCAAUUCCCACACUGAGAAAUAACUGAAAAACCGAUGAGAUAAAGUCAUUUUCCCCGACUCUCAUGGCCUGAUUUUUGUACAGUUUGUAUUACCUUCACUUUAAAAUUAUGAUCUCUUAUACUCACAGGGCUGUUCAUGGCCAGUAUGAAAUGAUAAUUUUUUUACUUUUUUAAUUUUUGGUGUAGUGCUGGAAUGCAAACCCCUGGGCUUUGUGCACACUAGGAGAAUGCUUUACCAAUUAACUAUGCCUUAGAUGCUUCCCAACCAUGUAUUAACAUAGAAAGGAAAGUACAUGGGGCAGGGGACUGAGGAAGAUUGACAAUAUACUGGCGUUUGGCCUUAAAUUUUAAUUUCCUCAUCUAAAAUGGAAGAAUCUAGACAAGAUGAAUGUAGAAGUCGCACCUAGAUUACCUUCUGUAAACAAUUUCAGUCCACUUUUAUACGUAUAAGUCACGGCCCGAUCAGGCACCUCCAAGGCUGGUACCAUCCAUGAAGUCACUUAGGAAAAGACUAAAACUUACUUGAUAUCGUUAUAUUCUACUCCGGACACACAAGCAGUCAGCUGGUGAUAAAACUGAUCUCACUCCUCAGUCAGUUGCUCUACUUCCUUGGGGUUGCCUACAGAUCUCAGAGUAUACCAGAUUUGGGGUGGGUGGGUCAGAGAAGGGCCUCUGGCCCCACUGUCCAUGCUCACGCGUCUUUCUGAAGACAGGCAGAAACAUCCGGACUGUGGAUCCCAAGAGCAUCCUCAGAAUUCACUGUCUGGAUGUCUCUCUGGGAUGCUGGGGUCCUUGACACCCAGCAGGGAACUCUACUCUCCACUCAGAUCCCCACCCAUCCCUCGAGUCCCAUGGUGACCCUGUCAAACACAAAGCACUCACCUCUAUAGUCUGUACUUUAAUAUCAUUCUCAACGAGCCAAAGCCAUCAAAAACAAAACUUGAAGAGCGUUCUCUCUCUCUCCCUUCCUCCCUCUUUUCUCCCUCUCCCUCCCUGGUAUGUGUGUGUAUAUUUAUGUGAGUAUGUAUGUGGUUUUUAUACACAUAUUUUGCUUUCCCACGCAUGCUCACAGGAUGAAGCAUGUCCCUUCCUAUUCUUCUUCUUAUUACUUUAAGACAGGAUUUCCCACUGAACUUGGAACUAUUCUGGAAUCCAGUAAGCCCCAGUAAUCCUUCUGGUUUGUCCCCCACAGCACUGGGGUUAAAGGAAAACACGGUCCACACUCAGUUUUUUACAUAGGUGCUUAGGAUUUGAACUCAGUUUCCCACACUUGUACAGCAAGGGCUCUUACCCAUUGACCCAUCUGCCCAACCCCCAGUACCUACCAUCCCUCUGAUUACUGUACAGAAAGCUCUCAGGCUCAAUGUCACCAUCUCCUUUACCUUCUUCUGCUGGCAAAUGCUAUAGCCAUUUUUCACACAACAUAGAAGAGGUAAGAAUUACAAGUGACAAAGAUCUAUAGGAAUAAAGCAAAAUGCACAGAUGAACUUGUAGGGUCUCUCAGAAAAUAACCGGUAAUAAUGCAACUUCAACAACGGGGAAGGUGAACUCCCAAUACCGAUAACUGCCUGGCAGGUGGGACAGAUGUGACCAUUCAGUUGCCAUGGUAAUACUGCCGAAAUAUCAUCACUAGAGCUAAGAUCACCUCCGUUCUGGUGUGUGUUCCUUGUCAUUUGAGAGGCCUUUGUGUAGAAUUCACACAAAGCAAGCAUUAUCAUGUUGGUAAUAAUUACAUAACAAUACCAGUGAUGAGUACACAGGAAAGCCCCGAGAGAGGCACGGGUGGGCUAUCCUUAGCUUUAAUGGCAUAGCACUGACAGGGAAUUAAAUGAAUAUAAUUGUGAGAAAAUACUAGUGCUUAAGAAAUGUCAUACAUGAGGCUCCAACAUUUAGCUGGCAGUCACUUGACAGCCUUUUGUACUAAAACUGGCAUCUUGUCCCUGAAUUUACUUGUAUUUCCUAUUUUCUCAACUCCCUGCCCCUUUUCUAUCUUAUUCUAAUAAUUGUUACCUGACUCCUUUUGGUCAGAGAGGCUUCUGGGUAAAUGACUGUUUUAACUGUAAUAACUGUUUUCUCUUUUAAAGCUCUCGACAAAAACCUCUCGAGCAAUAUAAUUCACAUGUGAAAUGUUGGUGCCUCAGAUCAGGGCCCAGAGACACACACAGUUACACACACAGUCUUAAACAUCCCACAAUCAGGGCCCAGAGACACUUACAGUCACACAAACGGUCCUAAACAUCCCAUAACCAGGACCCAGAGACAAAUACAGUCAGACACAUGGUCUUAAAUGUCCCACAAUCAGGGCCCAGAGACAAAUACAGUCACACACAUGGUCUUAAACAUCCCACAGCCAUAUUUGCACAUUUGUAAAGGUAAACUUUUUUAAUUAAAUGAAUUGUAAUAUAAAAUUUAUUUUUUAAAAUGUAUAUAAAAUAUCAUUUCAACAGGUAAUUGAUAUUCAAAAGGUGUUCAUGGAAUAUUUUAAAGAUGUUUCUCAUAACAAGUAUGUAAAAUCUGAUACAUUUUAGUCUUUCACCACCUCCCAAGUUGGAGUAGCCGACUUUGAAGACUCAGUAGUGGCUAGUGGCCCCUACACUGACUAGGGCCAUAGACAACAGCCUUUUUAAAGCAGAGAAAACACAUUCUUUAUUUGUAAAAUACACUUUGGGGCCACAUGCCUUUAAUCCCAGCACUAGGGAAGCAGAUGCAGGUGGAUCUCUGUGAGCUCAAGGCCAGUCUGGUUACAAAGUGAGUUCCAGGACAGCCAGGGCUGUUACACAGAGAACCUCUAACUCAAAACAAACAAACAAACACUUUGGUUAUUGUGACAAAAUGGCUGUCAUCUUUAGGACUGGAACACAGCUCACUGAUGAAAAGCCUGCCUACCGAAGGCAAGCCCUGAGUUCCACCCCCAGAACCACAAUAAAGUAAAAAUAAAAGAAUUACAGGGGAUCAUUUUUCUCCUGUGUCUUCAUUUGUUUUUUACCUUUGGCCAAACUGAUGAAAGAUUGUCUGAAAUGCUUUAGUUCAAAACCUGUCUUAAAGGUAAUAGCGGAGCGCUCUUCUAACUUACCUCCUACUAAAUGUUCGAUGUCUGGAGAAGGAAGCCGGUAACAGAGGCAGAGGGAUGCCUUUUCAAGGUAAAAUGGAACAAAGAGCAAUGACUUCUCAGGGAAACCAUUCACAAGUCAUGACUUCCCACGCAAUUUGCUUUAUAGCUAAAUGAACAGAAAUAUAAAAUUAUGUCUACCAUGAUGAAUUCUGAGCCCGAACACAUCACACACACAAACACACACGCACACGCACAGGUGUUGUUUGAAACAGGGUUUCUCUGGAUAGCCCUGGCUAUCCUGGAACUCAGUGUGUAAAACGGAGAAAAUGAGCUGGGCACCAGCAUGCAUUCAUUGGCCCCUCCCUGCUUUCUGACUGUCACGUGACCGGCUGCUUCAAGCUCUUGCCACCUUGACGACCCUGUCAUGGUGCGCUUUACCCUUGUGCUGUGAGCCUUAGCUAACCCUUUGUCGCUUACAUUACUUUUCUCAGAGGACUACAUCACAGCAACGGGAAGAGAAGUUAAGAGAAGGAAUCAGUGCUGAUUCCUUAUAAUUCUUGCAUUUGUGCAGGGCUGGAUUCGAUACCAUGAUGAUGAGUUAUUAUAAAAAAAAGUCUGUCUCUCUCGCUGUCUUUCUGUCUCUGCUGCCCCCCCCCCCAUGCUCUUCCAUAGCUACCUGCUACCCCACCAGAGGCCCUCCCUAAAGCAGAUCCUGGCACCAUGCUCUUGAAGUUUCAGAACUGUGAACUAAAUAAACUCUUUGUAAACUG